Messenger RNA from Gadus morhua (Atlantic cod), 3272 nucleotides. It is a transcript of the gene melk, whose product is annotated as maternal embryonic leucine zipper kinase. NCBI's taxonomy places the organism in Eukaryota, Metazoa, Chordata, Actinopteri, Gadiformes, Gadidae. The record is from RefSeq and is a predicted model, not a curated record. Gene Ontology annotation, molecular function: ATP binding; protein serine/threonine kinase activity. Gene Ontology annotation, cellular component: cytoplasm. Gene Ontology annotation, biological process: protein phosphorylation; intracellular signal transduction. The transcript has 18 exons. Bases 146 to 2218 code for a protein of 690 amino acids.
GCCGGAAGACCGGAAGUAGAAUCAGUUGAUGACGUAGAGUGGGAAAUUCAAAUUUCAGUCAAACAAAUGCAUCGGAUGUCCACUUCUAUGUUGAAAAAAAACAAUAACUUGCUGAUCACAGACACCGAAGGGCGACUUUGGAGCAAUGCCGGUGGAAAGAACCGAACCCCAGGGAGCGGAGGAGCUCUACAGACACUAUGAGGUCUACGAAACCAUCGGAUCCGGGGGCUUCGCCAAGGUGAAGCUAGGGCGACAUCUGCUGACGGGAGAGAAGGUCGCCAUCAAAAUCAUGAACAAGAAAGAACUAGGGGAGGACCUUCCCAGGGUGCAGGUUGAGAUCGAGGCAAUGAAGAACUUGAGCCAUCAGCAUGUCUGUCGUCUGUACCAAGUGAUAGAGACGACCUCCAAGAUAUUCAUAGUGCUGGAGUACUGUCCAGGUGGAGAGCUGUUCGAUUACAUCAUCGCCAAGGACCGUCUGUCGGAGGAGGAGACCAGGGUGUUUUUCCGACAGAUAGUCUCUGCGCUGGCCUAUGUACACAGCCAGGGCUAUGCACACAGGGACCUCAAACCGGAGAACCUGUUGAUAGACGCGGACCACAACCUGAAGCUCAUAGACUUUGGUCUUUGUGCCAAACCCAAGGGAGGUCUGGGAUAUGAACUCAUGACCUGCUGUGGGAGCCCUGCCUACGCGGCUCCUGAACUCAUCCAGGGCAAGACUUACAUCGGCUCAGAGGCGGACGUGUGGAGCAUGGGGGUGCUGCUCUUCGCCCUCCUCUGUGGAUACCUGCCCUUUGACGACGACAACUGUAUGGUCCUCUACAGGAAGAUCACGAGGGGUAAAUAUGAUAAUCCUCAUUGGUUGUCACCUGGCAGUGUCCUGCUCCUCAACCAGAUGUUGCAGGUGGAGCCCAAGCGUCGUCUGACUGUUCGGCAGCUUCUGGACCACCCGUGGGUGUUGAAGGAGUACAACAGCCCCGUGGAGUGGCACAGCAAACAGCCGCUGGGCUACAUAGAUGAGGACUGCAUCACUGAGAUGGCCGUGAGUCUGAAGCGCUCCCGGGAGAGUACCACUCGCCUGGUGAAGGAGUGGCGUUACGACCACACCACAGCCACCUACCUGCUGCUGCUGGCCAAGAAGCGUAGAGGCCGGCCUGUCCGCCUGCGCCUGGAGCAGCCCCCCGUCUAUGACCCCUAUUGCUGUUCCCCACUGCACCAGGGCAUGCAGACCAAGCAGGCGCUGCAGUUCAGCGAGGACGAGGACGCCGUGCCCAUGGGCUCGCUGGAGUUCCUCUCCGACUACGACGACGAGUGCUCCUGGGUUCCCUCCGGACAUCGCUCGCCUCAGGGGGUCAGAGGUCAACCCGACGGAGCCCAGAACGCCGCCGUCAUCAUGAGAGACACGAGGCAGUUCUCUCCCCCUGCCGAGAAGCGGUGGCUCGGAAGCCCCACGGCGCAGAGGAAGCAGCCAAUCACGGCGCGGCGGCCUCAGGAGGGGCGGGGCCGCGAGCGGGAGCCCAACAAGGAGAACAUGGCCGCGCAGCAGCAGAGGGACGUGGACAUCUUCAUGCUGCCCGCACCGCCCACCCCCGCGUCCAGCAAGAAGAGCACCCGCGGCCCGAGGACCGGGCUGACCACGCCCACUCACAAGGGCAAGGGCGCCAGAACCGAUCCGCUGACUCCACAUGGCGGAGGCAGUGCCAGUAAAGAGCAGAGCAAGAAGAUGGCUGUGGACCCCCAGGAGCCCCCAAUGGACCUCCUGGCCUUCAGCCCUGAGAGGAGGUCACGCUCCCUGGACCUGGCCGGUACGAGGGACAGCGGGCAGAGGAAGAAGGCGGGGAAGGUGUUUGGUUCUCUGGAGAGGGGCCUGGACAAGGUCAUCACCAUGCUCACCCCCAGCAAGAGGCGGGGCCUGCGGGACGGCCCGCGCAAGAUCAAGGCCCAGUACAACGUGACUCUCACCAGCCAGACCAACGCUGACCAGGUCCUCAACCAGAUUCUCUCCAUCCUGCCCGAGAAAAACGUGGGCUUCAAUCAGAAAGGAUACAGCCUGAAGUGCCGGACCCACGGGGACUACGGCAAGGUCACCAUGGCCUUCGAGCUGGAGGUGUGUCUGCUGCUGAGGCCCGAGGUGGUGGGCAUCCGUCGCCAGAGGCUGAAGGGGGACGCCUGGGUCUACAAGCACCUGGUGGAGGACAUCCUCUCCGCCUGCAGGAUCUGAGAGGAGGGUCCGACCGGCCGCGGUGCCCCCCUCCCCCCUCCUCCUAGGAGCGACGGGCUGCGUAGGAGAUGAGAUCGAUGGCCUGUCGUUCCCACUGGCUGCCAGCGUGUGGCUGUCGGGCUUUCUGACUCCGCUGGUGUCUAAUGAGGGAACCUGAACAUUGUCUCUCCGCUAGCGAAUCCUGCAAAUGAUACCGGUUACAUAGAACGCAAGAGGACGGUACUUCUGGUGCAGUUGUGCAUCCUGUUUUACAUGGGAGAGGAUUUGUGUUAACCUGUCCAUCCUCAUAGUAAUUGCAUACUUAGUCAGUGUUGUGUGUGACUGCGGGCGAGUGUGAAUUAAUGUGUGUGUGUGUGUGUGCGUGUGCGUGUAUUCUAGAUGCAUAUUUCCAUUGCUUAGUGGUUCCCCUCUAGGCAUGAAGCCUUAUUGGAUAACACCAUAGAAAAACAAGCGCUUUACUUAUUAACCUUCAUUGCUGUAUGGGUUUUAAUUCAUGUACAUAUGUUACUGACCUUUUGUUGGUUUGUCAGAAUUGCCUCUAACUUGCUCAAUCCUUUAUUCUGAGUGUCUGACAUAUUUUUUAGGGAUGGUUUUUCAGUAAUAAAUAAAUAGUUGUAAUAGUCUUUAAUGAAACAAAGUUUGCUGUAUUCUCUGAACUAUUACUGAUAUUUGGAUGCAAGUUGGUCGUGAACUAAGGGGCCCAUCUUUCUGACCUCUAUCGAGACUAUAUUGUCCUACACAAUAUGCAAGAAUGAUGUUUUGAUUGCACUGAUUAUUCAAACCAAAAGUGAUGACUGCCCUGAUAAAGCUGCCAUCUGUAAUUUAAUUGAGCAUGGACACUUACAUUGUCAGUUCUCAUACUGAGUAUGAAUUUGCUUAGUCAGCUUUGGAUGGAAAUAAUUGUGCAGUUUUCAAGGAACAGUUUAUGCUGAUUGGUCAUGUAGAAAAGCAUCAAUAAUCCAUGAAAUGCUUUGAGUACAAAGCUUGUUUUCCUGCAAAUCCUUACCGUAACUUAAAUUCAUACUAUGACGAUGAAUAAACCAUUUCUGUUUAA